AUGCCAUCUCGUGAAGCAACCCACGCAGGCUCGUGGUACACGGACAAUGGACCCCAGCUUGAUCGCCAGCUGAGCGGCUGGCUUGACCAGGUGCCUACGGCCACGUCAGGUAUCGGCGCUCACUCGUCAACAGAAGGCUCAUUGCAGAUCCCAUCGACUGGGGCCAGAGCUAUCAUUGCACCGCACGCCGGUUUCUCUUACUCUGGGCCUGCGGCGGCAUGGGCAUACAAGUCACUCGACUUGUCCAAUGUUAAACGUGUCUUCCUACUUGGUCCUUCUCACCACUAUUAUCUCACGACUUGUGCCCUCUCAAGAUGCGAUACAUAUGAGACUCCGCUGGGAGAUCUAAAGAUUGACCUAGCCACCGUGAAAGAACUAGAGCAGACUGGUGCAUUCGAGAAGAUGUCACAGUCUAAAGACGAGGCAGAGCAUAGCUUGGAAAUGCACCUACCAUACAUCUACAAGAUGCUCUCAACGAAGUUCUCCAAUCCCGCUGCUUUCCCACCUCUCAUACCAAUACUCGUGGGAGCCACCACCUCUUCCACCGAGAAACGCUUUGGCGAGGUUCUUGCCCCUUACUUGGCCGAUCCAACCUCGAUAUUCGUAAUCAGCUCAGACUUCUGUCACUGGGGUUCGCGGUUUCGAUACACGUACUACGUCCCUGAAAGUGGUUCACCAAAGAAUCUGGGACCCCGAGAUCAGAUCUCAAAGACAUUCCCCAUACAUGAGAGUAUCAAGCUCGUAGACCAAUGGUGCAUGGACGCUGUAGAAACAGGGUCCCAUGACAACUUCCAAGACAUCCUUGACGAGACAAACAACACAGUGUGCGGAAGACAUCCGAUUGGUGUCAUCAUGGCAGCGAUUGAAGCACUGGACAAGCAAGGAAUGGUGGGUAGCGGCAAAGGGAAGUUCAAAUUCGUUCGAUACGAGCGGAGCAGUCUCGUCGAUACGUAUUCGGACAGUAGUGUGAGCUACUGCAGCGCAUUCGCGAUUCUAUGAAGUUAGAAAUUCGGGAGUUCGAAAGGAGAUGAUAGAAUGUCCACCUGUGAACAUGUUCAAAUGUGUGACCUAUGUUCCUCCGUCCGUGAAAUAGUACAGCAACG
Messenger RNA from Pseudovirgaria hyperparasitica, 1103 nucleotides. RefSeq names its product UPF0103-domain-containing protein. The record is from RefSeq and is a predicted model, not a curated record. Bases 1 to 999 code for a protein of 332 amino acids. NCBI's taxonomy places the organism in Eukaryota, Fungi, Ascomycota, Dothideomycetes, Acrospermales, Acrospermaceae. The transcript is spliced from 4 exons.